AUGAAGGUGAAGAAGGCUAAAAGAGACGCACGUACUGGGGGAAUAAAGAAAAAAAGGAACAGCGAACAAAAUGCUGAAGUCGAGACACAUGCUACUGUGGAGAACGUUGAAGUGGAUAAUGAAAUACAUACUAGUGACGCAAAGAAGAAGAAAGCUUCUAUCAACAAAAAAAGGAAGAACAAGGGCAAAAGUCUAGUUAGGAAACCAAAACCGAAGGGUGCAGAAGUUGAUUUGGAAGAGCAAAGUGAUGGAGUAGUAGACAAUUGUCAUUCUAAUGCUGAGGAGAUCCAAGACUUUGAUGGGCAUAGAGAUUCUGAUACCGGGACAGUUAUCAAACCCUGUAGGUCGAAGAAAGACAAGAAAAAAAGGAAAAAGGAGGUUCAAAAUUCCCGGGAAAAGGGAGAAGGGUACAGCAAUCAUGAGGAGGUUUAUACUAUUUCAUCUGGAGAUGAUGACUGCUCAAAAGGAAUGAAAAAAUGGAUCAUGGAAUACCGUCAAAGCAGACCAGGAUUGGAUGUAUUGCAACAUCAAAUUGAUGACUUUAUAACUGCUCAUGAAGAGAAACUGGAAGAGGAGAGAAAAGAAAAAGAAGCCCUUGCUGCAGAAGGGGGGUGGACGGUUGUUAUACACCAUAAAGGUAGAAAGAAAACUACUGAUAAUGAGACUGGAAUUGCUGUGGGUUCGGUUGCUCAAGCAGCUGUGGAGAAUAAAAUGACCAAAAAGAAACGUAAAGAAGUUGGUCUAGAUUUCUACCGAUUUCAAAAAAGAGAAGCACAGAGAAAUGAGAUCAUGACAUUGCAGAGCAAAUUUGAGGAGGAUAAAAAACGCCUGCAGCAGAUGAGAGCUGCCAGGAAAUUUAGACCUUAUUAA
Sphenostylis stenocarpa is the source of this 870-nucleotide messenger RNA. NCBI's taxonomy places the organism in Eukaryota, Viridiplantae, Streptophyta, Magnoliopsida, Fabales, Fabaceae. The record is from the annotation of a GenBank genome assembly.